UCGUACACGUCUUGGUAUAAAUAGAGGCAGCAGUCAAGUGAUGAGCAUCAGUUGCCAUCACUACUGCACCAUGAACACUAAGGUACUUCUCUUGCUGGCUGUGGUGGCCGUCGCUGCCGCAGACAAACUCCCCACGUCAUAUGGUGCACCACCGGCCUCCUCUGAGGAGCAUGAGCCAGCCAAGUAUGAGUUCGAGUGGUCAGUAGAAGACGAAGAAUCCGGCAACGACUUCGGUCACCAGGAGAGCCGUGAUGGUGACCACACCCAGGGGUCGUACUACGCGCACCUUCCCGACGGUCGUCUGCAGACUGUGACUUACUACGUGGAGGGUGACUCAGGCUACGUGGCCGAUGUCAAAUACGAGGGUGAGGCUCAAUACCCCGAGUCUGAUGAGUCCAGCGGAUAUAUCCCACCAAGUCCCAGAUACUUCUCCCCGGCAUCUCAUGAGUCUCAGGAGUCCGAUUCACCCAGCCACCACGCAUCAGAGGAGUCUCUGGAGUCCGACCCAAGCCCCCCAGUCUCCGCUCCUGUGUCUGAGGAAGAGUCUGAGGAGAUCCAAGCACCCAUUUCCCUGUACACAAUUCCUUAAGUGAGUGAAGCUUCCACCACCAGCUCCUGUACCCCCCACCACCGUUACAAAGCGACAAUGACUCCUACAAUAUCUCUGCUAUGUACCUCUGUUUAUAUCCUCUCACGUAGUUGAGGUUAUACGCCAUACUGUUGCCAUUGCUGAUUUUCUUUUCUGUAUUGCUUAGUUUUGAGUGUGAAUGUUGUUAUUCAUUAAAUUAUGUUCAAAUAAUAA
Molecule: messenger RNA, 802 nt
Organism: Homarus americanus (American lobster)
Lineage: Eukaryota; Metazoa; Arthropoda; Malacostraca; Decapoda; Nephropidae
Product: cuticle protein 19.8-like
Exons: 3
Coding region: 41-589 (182 amino acids)
Cellular component (GO): extracellular matrix
Source: RefSeq, a predicted model, not a curated record